AUGACCUGUCUUUCUUUCUUGUGUUGUGAAAGAUCAACUGCAAAACACCAUGAGCUUGAGCUCUCGGGAGUCACCAAUGUUAACCUUUACUCAUAUAAGGAGCUGAAAACCGCCACCGAUGAUUUCAGUCCGGCGAACAAAAUCGGCGAGGGAGGAUUUGGUUCCGUUUUUAAGGGCAAGCUUAGGAAUGGCCGGAUGGCCGCGGUUAAGGUCCUCUCGUCUGUGUCAAAACAAGGGUUACGAGAGUUCUUGACCGAAAUUCAAGUGAUUUCGGAUGUCAAUCACGAGAAUCUGGUGAAGCUUUACGGUUGUUGCGUGGAAGGCAACCAAAGAAUACUCGUCUACAACUAUCUCGAAAAUAGUAGCCUAGCUGAUAAGCUCGUCGGUGUACAAAACAGCAGCAGAGUUCAGUUUAACUGGCAGAUGCGCGCUAAAAUCUGCAUCGGGGUUGCAAGGGGGCUAGCGUACCUUCACGAGGAAGUGAGGCCACACAUCAUCCACCGAGACAUUAAAGCCAGCAAUAUUCUUCUCGACCGGGAUUUGAACCCUAAGAUCUCGGAUUUCGGCCUUGCCAAGCUCAUACAGCCCAACAUGAGUCAUAUCAGCACGCGUGUGGCCGGGACAAUAGGUUAUGUGGCUCCGGAAUAUGCAGUGAGAGGCCAAGUGACACGUAAAGCGGAUAUUUACAGCUAUGGCAUCCUUCUUCUUGAAAUCGUCAGCGGGAGGCGUAACACCAACAUGCGCUUACCGCCCGGCGAGCAAUCCAUUCUUGAACUCACAUGGAAUCUUUACGAGAAAAACGACUUACAGUCAAUGGUGGACCAGUCGCUGAACGGGGAUUUCGACAUAGAACAGGCUCGUGCAUUCUUGAAAAUCGGCCUCCUCUGCACUCAGGACGCCGCCAAACUCCGGCCCACCAUGUCCGCCGUUGUCCAAAUGCUAGGCGGCAAGAAAGACAUUGACGAGAAUGCGAUAACGAAGCCGAGCUCCGUUUCGGACUUCAUGGACAUCAGCAAAACAUCCUCGAGUUAUCACUCGUCCGGUUCGUGUACUAUGGUCAACAGUAUGUUGACUUUGCCGCCCUCUGAGGGUACCGUUACGUUUUCUCCCCGAUAG
Molecule: messenger RNA, 1116 nt
Organism: Striga hermonthica
Lineage: Eukaryota; Viridiplantae; Streptophyta; Magnoliopsida; Lamiales; Orobanchaceae
Source: the annotation of a GenBank genome assembly